UCUUAAGGUGUCUGAAAUACUUGUUCAUAUGAUAACAUUACAUUUGUUUCUUUGCGCUCUAGCAGUUUUGUGGAUAUAUUUCCUAUGGAGUCGACGUCGGAUAUAUAAGUUAAUGCUAGAGCUGCCCGGACCUAUUGGAUAUCCUAUUAUUGGAUCCACCUACGAACAUGUCAUCCAAAAAAAACGUCAAAUCCGCUUUCGAACAAAGUAUUUUAACAAGUACGGCAACACAAUUUUAACUUGGAUUGGUCCAGUUCCAAUUGUGAUUACCCGAGAUCCAAAUUUUCUCAAGGAUGUUUUUGCAACUUGCCACAACAAAAGUGUGCAUAUGGUAAAGGCGAUUACUAACUGCAUGGGUAAUGGAAUUUUGAGCACGCAAGAUCCUCUUUGGCAUGAGCAUCGUAAAAACAUAAACCCAGCAUUUAAACUAGAUCUCCUUGUCACUUUCUUGCCCAUUUUCGAGGCGGAGGCAAAUCGCGUGGUAUCCUUGCUGGAAACUUAUGUAGAUAAGGGCGAGAAGAGUGUUAUUCGGGAUAUGCUGAGGUGGUCAGUUAGAAUAGCAGCUCAAACCACCUUGGGACCUGAUGUUAAAGAGGAGGAACUAUUCAAAAACGAUACUCUGGUGGAGAAAUUAAAUGCGUUGAUUAGUCUAACGACACUUAAUCUUAUAAAUCCCUUGGCUCAAAAAAAAAUAAUUGUCAAUCUAUUCGGACAUGAAAAGCAAAAAACUGCUCACGUUGCAGAAGUUUUUAAAAUGGUGGACAAUGUGAGUGAGUGUAAGAAAAACCUAAAUUAUAUUAUUAAAUAUUUAACUUGUAUUGUUCAGGUUGUUGAAAAGCGGCUUAACUCAAAGGAAGAAAGUUCAGGUGUCGAGUCGAACAUCUUGGUUAAUAUAGCAAUCGAUCUGUACCGUAAAGGCGUUAUAAAAUAUAACGACAUAAGAAGCGAAUGUGGUAUGAUGAUCGCAGCUGGUUUCGAUACAUCAGGCCUUACAGCUUAUCAUACUCUGUAUACUCUGGCCGCACAUCCCCAGUUCCAGGCUAAAGUCUUUGAUGAGUUAACUGAAGUCUUUCCAAACUCCGCUGACUUCCAAAUAACCUACACCGAUGUGCAGAAAUUGGUUUACUUGGAUCGUGCUGUAAAAGAGACUCUACGCUUGAUUCCUGCCAUUCCAAUAACGGCGAGAGAAGCAGCAACGGAUCUUCGGCUCCCGAAUGGCGUUGUUAUUCCCAAAGGUGUCCUGAUAGGCACCGAUAUAUUCCACACCCAUAGAAACCCGGAAUUCUGGGGCCCGGAAGCAGACAUUUUUAAUCCCGAUAACUUUCUCCCCGAAAACCUACAGAAAAGGCACUCACACGCUUUUGUGGGAUUUGCGAGGGGCAAGAGAAAUUGUAUAGGAUUAAAAUAUGCCAUGUUGUCUAUCAAGUUUGUUUUAGCCAAGAUACUCAGGAACUACAUGGUAAAGACGAGCUUUCCCUUUAAGGAUCUUGUUUUCGUUGACAAUAUGACAAUGAAACUGGUGGAAUACCCACGUCUGGAAUUUCUAAGGCGAACAUAGGAUUCAGAGAAAUGUAUAUUAUUCAGUACCUUAUGGCAUUUUUGGUUCGUUUAAAUUUGGCAUCAUCUGCCAAUGAGUUUACUUGGUGAUUAGUGUGUGAGGCUCACUUUUUGUGUUAAAAAAUAAAGAAAUUUCAAAUAUCU
This is a messenger RNA of Drosophila ficusphila, 1701 nucleotides long. RefSeq names its product probable cytochrome P450 313a1. The record is from RefSeq and is a predicted model, not a curated record. The transcript is spliced from 6 exons. Bases 29 to 1558 code for a protein of 509 amino acids. NCBI's taxonomy places the organism in Eukaryota, Metazoa, Arthropoda, Insecta, Diptera, Drosophilidae. Gene Ontology annotation, molecular function: oxidoreductase activity, acting on paired donors, with incorporation or reduction of molecular oxygen; heme binding; monooxygenase activity.